GUCUAUAUCUUAAUAGGGAUUGUCAAGAAACGCGGGUUUACAUUAUUUUCCUUUUUGAAGAGUUCGACGACAUAUAAGAUCUAGAGUACGGCUAUUGCAACUGUUCAUCGAGACCAUCAACCCCAACAUUAUCAUUUAAGUCUCUUAUUCACAAGCCAAAAUUUCCACUAAGCCUAGCAACUCUUGUUCUGAACUGCAUCCACAUAAUGGGAUCCAUAGACCAGAAACCCGGUAUGCUACUGGUGCACCCACGUUUACUUCACGAGAGCGGAGAUUUCAGCCCAUACUUCUGGCGGUGGACGAAGCUGCAUUUCAGAGACAUGCUCAACAUGUCCUCGGACAAAGAUUCAGACGGCAAAGUCACCUCUUGCCUACGGUUCGCCAGAUCCGAUGAAGGAAAUGGUUAUGGACACAACCCGGAGGUAGACACAAAGCCAAUGUUUGUGUACGCAUGUCUUGUUGACAACUUGGACAUUUUGAAGAGUAAGGCAUACGAUGAUGUAAGCCGGGUUUUGAACUUGGAAACCACAAGGGAGCUCGGGGAGGAUGAGUACCCAGUAGGAUACAGUGGACGUUUGGAGCAAGAGGGCAAAGAGGCAACAGUGUUCGACAUUGUUAGUGCCAAGUUCGCCGUCUAUGAAGAUAUUCCAACGGGAGGCGGAGCGACAUUUCAGAACUUGCCCCCGGAUUUGUUGUCUCCCUCGGGCACUAUGCCUGAUACGCUCUCGACCUACCUGAUUGCAGUAAAUGUCGGACUCCCUGUGACUGCAGGCGAUGACAUGAGGAAAAUAUCCGAUAUGCUGUUGGGACGUCUCAGAAAACUUCUUCCCAAUUUCAUCAAAACAUACUCAUCACUCUACCGCUGGAAGGGCAGGGAGGCUCAGCCAAAGGAUCACCCAUUCACCGACGCUGAAAAGAACGCUGGGUGGAUGUUCAUGAUUUGCGUAUCUGGCCCGAUAGGACCUUUUUCUGACAUUACAGAGUGGAUACCCAAAGAUGUAUUCGAUCGUGCGGUCGGUUCGCUUGGAUAUGGUGUCGAUGUCCAAGUGGGGGAGAUGGUAGGGAAGGAUGUGCCGCGAAGCUAUGGAAUCUGGGAAGGAAACAUUUUCAUGCGUUAGGGAGAACCAUGACUGGAGCAAAAGGAAAUGACCCAAGGGAUCAACAAAAUGCACUUCACGCUUAGCUGUGCCAUUGGUGUUGCGACGGAUCAGAUUCAACAUUUGAUAUGUAGAUGCCUUGUAUAUUGCGGGAUUGUGUCUUUGUUUGCUGGUAACUAGCAAUCCUGCUUUGCUAGGUAUGCACCCAUGUCGCGAAAUUCAAACAUCAAUCGCGCACUCACAUAUCUCAAGUAGUCUCACCUGUGCAGUUUUAACCGUACACUAGACCAUUGCUCUGCACACUAAACAAGGGAAUGUAGCUGAAGAUUAAAGAUAUACAUAUUGAUGCGGGACCAGCGGAUGGGAAGAGUUGAAUGAACUUGCCGUUGUUGAAUAAUAAUGUAGUUUCUCCAGAAUUAUCUCACGACGAUAUUCAUUUGAAGAAUGCUAUACAUAGCCCCG
Messenger RNA from Bipolaris sorokiniana ND90Pr, 1559 nucleotides. RefSeq lists its product as uncharacterized. Lineage: Eukaryota; Fungi; Ascomycota; Dothideomycetes; Pleosporales; Pleosporaceae. The coding region runs from base 207 to 1118 and encodes 303 amino acids. The record is from RefSeq and is a predicted model, not a curated record. The transcript has a single exon.